Molecule: messenger RNA, 1646 nt
Organism: Spinacia oleracea (spinach)
Lineage: Eukaryota; Viridiplantae; Streptophyta; Magnoliopsida; Caryophyllales; Amaranthaceae
Product: phospholipase A1-IIdelta
Exons: 2
Coding region: 106-1368 (420 amino acids)
Biological process (GO): lipid metabolic process
Molecular function (GO): glycerophospholipid phospholipase A1 activity
Source: RefSeq, a predicted model, not a curated record
AAAAAAUAGACCACUCCAACAAAAAAACCACCAAUUCCACAUUUCCACCUCCACCACUUUUCAAUUCCCCUUCCUCUCUCCCUAUCUCUCCCUUCCUCCAACCUCAUGGGUGAUGAACAAGAGCUAGGACUCUCCGAUGAGGGCCCCACAUGGAACCACCUCUUAGGGUCCCACAACUGGGAAGGCCUUCUAGACCCACUCAACGACGAUCUCCGUCGUCUGAUCCUCCGUUGCGGUGACUUUUGCCAAGUCACAUACGACACCUUCAUCAACGACCCUAACUCCACCUAUUGUGGAAGCAGCCGCUACGCUAAGUCAGAUCUUCUUAAGAAAACCGCCUUUCCCGGUGGUUCUGACAAGUACGAUGUCGUUGGAUUCUUGUAUGCUACGGCCCGUGUUAGUGUUCCUGAAGCGUUCUUGUUUAAGUCCAUGUCACGUGAGAGGUGGGAUAGGGAGUCAAACUGGAUUGGUUAUAUCGCGGUUUCGAAUGAUGAGGUGAGUAGAGAGAUUGGGAGGAGAGAGAUUUAUGUAGCUUGGAGAGGGACUACAAGGAAUUAUGAAUGGAUUGAUGUUCUUGGUGCUAAACUCCACUCUGCUAAGCCUUUGUUAUCCGAUGGAUGUCAUGACCAGCAUGAGAACGGAGAAGAUGACAAUGACGACGAUGAAAAAGACGUACACAGAUCACCAAAAGUAAUGAAGGGUUGGCUUACAAUUUAUACAUCAGACGAUCCGAAAUCCCCCUACACAAAACUUAGUGCAAGGGCACAACUUGAGACCAAAAUCAAACAACUAAUUGACAAAUACAAAGACGAAAACCUUAACGUCAUAUUCACAGGCCAUAGCCUAGGAGCAACCUUAUCAGUUCUAAGUGCUUUCGACAUUGCUGAGAAUCUAACAAGGGAUAUCCCAGUCUCAGCCAUCAUUUUCGGGUGCCCUAAAGUAGGCAACAAGCGUUUCAAGGAGAGGGUCGACUCCCACUCUAAUCUCAAGAUCCUUCACGUUAGAAAUGUUAUUGAUACAAUCCCACAUUAUCCUGCUAGACUUAUGGGAUACGUACAUAUAGGAACCGAGCUAGAGAUUGAUUCAAGGAAAUCGCCAUUCUUAAAAGAAUCGAGGCACGUUGGUGAUUGGCAUAACUUACAAGCUAUGUUGCACAUUGUCAAUGGUUGGCAAGGGGUUAGGGAAGAGUUCCGGCUUGUAAUUCAACGGAGUAUCGCUCUGGUUAAUAAAUCGUGUGAUUAUCUUAAGGAGGAAUGUCUUGUUCCUCCGUCUUGGUGGGUUGAGAAGAAUAAAGGAAUGGUGUUGAAUGACAGAGGAGACUGGGUUUUGGCUGGUCCUGAGGAAAUACCUCUUCCUGAAUAUGAUUAAAGCCAAAACUAAUUAGUUAAUGUUCUUUUUCUUGAUUAAUUUUUUUAAUGGGUGCUACUGCUUAUUGUAAUCUUCUAGUUGUGUUGUUUACUUGUUUGCCUGCUCUGGUUGGAGAUUUAAUUAUUGAUUUGUAUUUGUGAGUUAAGUUUGAAUUGUAUCCUAAUCUUUGGCGAUAUAAUACGCGUAUGAUGUUGAUUGGUUGAUUUGAUAUCAUGUAAAAAAUUAUAAAGUUUUUAAUGAAAGUGACACGGGCACAAUGUAGACUGAUUGCCGUGCAA